UGUCAAUUGAAUUACGUAGAUAUACAUUCUGCCCCACUGUCAGUAAUAUUGUCAGUUACAACUGUUACAACUGCAAAAGUGUCAGUCUCAGGCUUAGCUAAGGCUGAAUGGAGGAAGAUUCUGUACCCCAAAAACCUGCACCUGAGGCAACAGGCCAUUCAAAAAAUACAAGUAGGCCAAAUAUUAAAUUGAUAACACCAGAUGGAUCUCGGUUUGAAAUUAGUUCUGAGUGUGGAAAUCUGGGUACUAAUGUAAUGAUAGGGGCUUGUAAUGUUAUGAAUGUAGAACAUUUUUCAGAAACAAGAAAACGACGGAAAGCAAAGCAACCGUUAUCAGAAAACAAAGAAGAACCAGGUCGACAUCUGUUACAGAAAAUAGCAAGCAAAAUUAUAAUGGAAGAAGCUAUAAUGCUUGGAAGGGUUUUAAAUUUGUCAGAUGCAAAAAUUGAUGAGAUUAAAGUAGAUAACAGUACUUCUGGUGCAGCAGAGAUAAAAUACCAGAUUCUAGCUGAAUGGUGUAAAAAAGAUGAAAACCCAACAAUUGCUACUUUAGCAUUUGCCUUAAAUAAUAUUGAACGUGGAGACAUUUCAGACAGAUUGCCAAGAUAAUAUUGAUAAUUUGUAUUAGGCUAAGAGUUCACAUUAAAUAACAGAACACUAUAUAUGAUAUACUACUCCUCAGUUAGGAUGGCAAUGUUAAUUGUUGAAAUGUUAUGUACAAUUAAACUCAGGAGUAAUAUACUAUAUAAUUCUGUUAUUUGAUAAUUAAAAUUUGACAAAAUUUUCGUUCCAUUUGUUUGAUGACACCGCCAGCCAAUCAAAUUUAUUUCCUCUCAAGCAAUGGCAAUAUAUGACUCCAACAAAGGGUGUAACAAAAGGUGUAUUCUGGCAAGCAUUAGACUAGUUAAUCAAAUCCAUUGAGACUGAUGGUGUCGAAAGACGCUUUUGGUUAUUUUGAAAUAGCCCAGUAUAAUUCUAUUGGUUAAAGUAAAGGUCAUCAGGUUAUUUAUACAAAGAAACCAGAGCAGAGUCUCAAGACCCUUACUGGAGUUGCUAAUUAAAAAUAAAGACUAACAAAACACCGGAACGAAAGUUUGGUUUUAUUUUGAUAUUUUUUUAAUAUUUUUUUUAUCUGAAACUUGUUGACUUUUAAGGUACAAUCUCUUAUAGGUGAUUUAGGAUAAAAAGCAUAAUUUAAUAUCAUGUUCAGCAACUAUAAAAAAGGGAGGUAAUUUCAACCUUUACUGCCAUAAAUUUUGCAAUCACAAAGAUUGGUAUUUUUGUAUGUAACUUAGUAGAACCUACAUGCAGUUGAAUACAGUUGAAGAAAUUGAUCUGAAAUUGAAGAUAUCCAAGAUAUCAAUGUCAAGUUUUUCUGAUAGUGCUGAAAAUUAGAUUGUAUAUUCUUUUUGUUUUGUUUUGGGUGGGGAGGGGUCAAAUAUGCCAAGCAUAUGACAGUUGAAUUUAGAAAAUUGACUUUUAUUCCAUGCAUGUAUUUUUAAAAAAAAAUUAAAGUUAUCUUGAUGAAAUUUU
Molecule: messenger RNA, 1532 nt
Organism: Lottia gigantea (owl limpet)
Lineage: Eukaryota; Metazoa; Mollusca; Gastropoda; Lottiidae
Exons: 4
Coding region: 108-608 (166 amino acids)
Biological process (GO): signal transduction
Molecular function (GO): protein binding
Source: RefSeq, a predicted model, not a curated record